ACACACAGGGACCUUGGCAGGCCAACGCUGGACGGAGGCUGGGGGAGUCGUCUUGCAAAUAUGGGUCUGCUCUCCCUGAAGCCAAUAGCAAAAUGCCCAUCGAGAUCAGUGGGAGCAGGAGUAGGGCCAAGAACGGGUCGCUCCUAGCCAGUUAAUGACACAGGCACCCUGCCCAGCAGAGGGCUGUGCUGGCAGUGUGCUGGACGAGUCUGGGGGCCACCUCUGGCUGGCACUCACUGGAGCAGAUGGCAGCCACACUGUGGCACAUGGAGGCCAGAUGGCCCCAUAGACUAAGCUCCCUUGUGAUCUCAGCAGCCCUUGCAUAGAUCCAGAGGGAGCAGUGCAUGCUGGGACCAGUUGCCUCUGCAGGCUGCACCUCCCUCUAGACCCUCAGCAAACUUCUCGGUCUAGAAGUGUGCUGCCUCUCUGAGGGCAUCGGUCCCUUCUUCCCACAGGGCAGACGUGCUGCUGCUGCAAUACAGACGGGACUCGUGCCUGCGGGAGCUGCCGGAGCUGGAGAAGGUGCUCAGUACACUGAGACAGCAGCACUCCACCAUGCACAGCACCCAGCUGGGGGCCUUCCAGGACGAGGUCUCCUCACUAGCAGCCGAGCGGGAGGAGCUGAAGGCCCAUGUGUGUCACCUGGAGGGCAGCUUGUCCUCUGAGCAGCGGGCAGCCAGAGCUAGGAUCGAGGAGCUGCAGGAGUGCCUGGAGGAAGCUCAGAACAAGCUGGAGGAGAGGAGGGUAAAGGGGAUGGAACUGCAGGAGGAGACCACGCGACUGAGACUGCAGCUCAGGGAGCUGGAGAGGAAGCAGGCAACAGCUCUGAGUGGGCAGAUCCGAGACCUCCAAGUGCGGGAGAGGGAGCAGGAGCUGAGACUCUCUGCUAUGGAGAAGAUCCUCUCGGAGAAGGAGCUAGAACUGGUGAGGCUGCAAGAGGUCGUCUGUGCCCUAACGGCUGAGAAGGAAGUGCAGCAACGUGCUAUGGAGAACCUGAGAGAAGAACAUGACAGGCAGCUGGGGAAGAUGCAGCAGGAGAAGAAGCUGGAGUGGGACCAGCAGAGGGAGGAGCUGCAACGUCUGAAGCAGCAGGAGCUCCAGGAGUUUGCAGAGAGUUUGGAGCAGGUGAAGGCCAGGGCCCUCCAGGAUCAAGCUACCUCCUUCCAGAAGGAAGUGGAGAAUCUCACCAGGGUGCUCAAGGCCCGAGAUGAAGAUAUUCGGAGGCAGCGGGAGGCCAUGCAGCAACAGAAGAAGUCUACAGAGCAGUUGGUCAGAGAGCUGAAGCAGGAAGCCAAGGAGAUGGUUCAGAGUGCUCUGCUUCAAGAGCGAAGGAAGUGGGAAGCUAAGAAGAGGGAAGCGCUCCAGGUGCAGCGUGGGACGCUGGAAGAGCAGAGCCAGAGAGUGCACGCUGAGGCCCUGGACAAAGAGAGGAGGACAGUGUCCGUUUUGCAGAAUAAAACCCUGGAGUUCCAGAAGAGAAUUCAGGAGCUGGAGCUCCACAGCCGCUCGCUCCAGCGGGAGAAGCAGGAGGCCCUGGAAGAGCUGCGGACGUUGCUGCAGGAGGAGAAGACAGAGGCACUAAGGAGACUGAGCGAGGAGCUGGAGCAGGAGAGGGCUCAUGAGAGCGACCGGCUGCGAGCGAGGCUGCAGCAGCUGGAGGAGGAGCAGAACCACUUGCGGGCUGAGCGGAAUGAAAUGUCCUUCCGGGAGUGGGAGGUACAGGCCCAAGCUGAGCAGGCCGAGCGCUCCCUGGCCAGGGAGAUUGGUGCGGCAUGCCAACGCCUCCAGGACCUGCUUCCUGAGAGAGCCAGGGGGCAGAUGGCACAUGGGAGCCCAUCUGCCCUCUCAACCAGCCACGCACUCCAGCUCCUGCAUGGAGUGAGCGAGGAGACCCAGCGCUACCUCGGAGCCUUGCAGCAGGAACUGGAAGCUCAGAAACGUACCAUGCUUCACUUCCAGGAGGAGAAGGAGUGGGAGCUGAGACAGCAGCGAGAGCAGCUUCACUUGGAGAGCAAGGAAGCCCUGGAGGCCCUGAAGGAACGACUGAUCCAAGAGCACCUCCAGGAGAUCGCCAGCCUGCAGCGCAGCCAGCUGAAGGAGCCUGGGGGCGGGGAGCAGCAGAUGCUGCGCCAGCAGCUGCGGGAGAAGGACAAUGAGCUGCAGGCCAUCCAGAGGAGCAUGGCCCACUGGAAAGACCAGACCACCUGCAAGCUGGCCCGCAAGUUUGAGGAGGAGCUGAAUGCCGAGCUGGAGAUGCGCUUCUCCUGGGACAGGCCCAGGGGCCUUCGCAGGAGUGUGGAGAGACUGGACGCAGAAAUCGGGCGGCUUUCCACGGACCGGCACGAGCACACCCAUCUCUGCCCGACCACCUCCUCCUCCCUGUGCACCACCCCCCAACUUGGGGGGCGCAGCUUUGUGUCCUCGAAGCUCCUGCGCCAACUGCAGGGCCGUGUGAGGGAGCUGCGAGCGGAGCACGCCCUCUACCGCGGGGGCAGCCUGGACGACCUCGCUGCCCUGCGAGCAGAGCCAGGCCAGACGGGAAGAGAAAAGUUCCCUGGGGCAAACUAUAGGAAGUAGCGCGUGCGCUGCUGGGGAACAUGAAGCUGAGCAGGUGGAAGAGUCAUCUUCUGUGGCUAGACAGUGGGUGGUACAGGACUGGCUAUGGCAGGGGUGGAGUCGCUCUAGACGUCGACGGUAUCCAGCGGUGCACUCGCUGCUCCUGGGAGUCAGGAAAGAAGCUGUCACAUGAGUUUGAGAAGAACCCAGGAGGUUCUCUGCUGGUCACAAACCCUUGGCUGCUUUUCAUGCUCCUGGGCUGUUUCCUGCUUGGUGAAGCCAAGGCCCUUGUUCCCUUCCGAUCAGACCCGUUCCAGUCCGUGGCUGAAGACGGGAGUGAUCGGUUCAGAGAGGGGAUCUAGGGCAAUACCGGAGCCAUGCAGUGACUGUUCAGUGCUGGGGCCAGUCCAAAGAGCAAGUCCAGGCAAACACUGGAAGAGUCUCCGCUGAUGCAUCAGGGGGUUGGUGCUGUGAGAGAAGGGGCGGAGAGGGUCUCAUAGCCUCGGGACUGGGGUGAUGUUUCUUCUGCUAGCAGAGGGAAGGUGGAGAAGCGCUGCACCUCUGGGCUGAGUGUGGGUGGCUCUGGCAGCUACAGGGCAAAGAGUGCCUGUUGUUGUGGCCGCUGGUAUUCGUACGUGUCUGAAGGAUGCCUUGGCAUCCUUUAAACCCAGCCUGGCUCCUGUUCCAAGCAGGAGGACUUUAUGCUAAGCUCUUUGGGGCAGGGACUGUGCCUUCCUCCGCGUUGGCAAGUGCUACCAGCAUAUGACUAAUGAUGUUAACUCAGCAAUCUGUGGGAAAUUACCAAAAUGAUGAUAAUCCCUAGGUCUUCAAUAGCACUGUUCAUCGGCAGAUCUCAAAGCUCUUUAAAAAAGAGGUCAGCUUCAUUAGCCUCAUUUUACAGGUGGGGAAAUGGAGGUAUGGAAAGGUGAAGUGACCUGCCCAAGGUCACCCAGCAGGCCUAUGGCAGAGUCAGGAACAGAACUCAGGUCCCCUGAGGGGGGGUCAGAUAUUCCAGAAGUACAUGCAUGCCCCUCCCAAGAGCAAGCCGAGCGGUCUGGGCACAGUGCUGGCUGGUUGGACCGCAGCGUCUGAAGAUGGCUCAGGAUUCUGCAUCUUGUUUUCACUGCUGGUUGCUAGCUAUCUGGGUCCCCACCUCGCCUCCAAGUAGCCUCAGAGCCGUCUUUGCAACGCCUUGUUGCAGCGCUUUGCCAGCUUUCAAAAUGCAGCUGGGGGCAGGUGUGUGUAAAAGUAGCCUAGAUGUCAGGUAUGAGGCCUGCUGCAGAGCCAGUCUCUGGGCAGCCUGAUGAGUGCAGCUGGCGUACAGCAGGCUGCCGGAUUUGCUGUAUCCCGAUGGGUGGGCAGAGGCUCAAAGCAUUUGCCCAUGGCUGUGAUAGCUCCUGUUCCUGCUUGUUUCCAAUCCUACUUGUGCCUUGCCUCAGUCCAGGUAAUCCAGCUCUGACUCACAGCUCUAACUCCAGUUCCUCCCCGAGCUCCUAUUCUUGGCUACUGAAUUGUUCCAACCACUAGGCAUGACUGCCCAUCUCCGGGGCUCUGAGACCGAGCAGAGGGUGAGUUCCAGGGCGGGUCAGCACUGAGAAAUGGUCCAGAUAAGCUCACGCUGCUGCAGCUGCCUUUGUAGAUGUGCUGCUACUGUCUAGCUUCAGUCCCUACACCAGCAUCUUCUGUUUAAAUGCUGAUGGGGGUGCUAGAGUGGAUGUUGAUCAGGUUUUUGCCUCAGUGCUUCAAAGAGUCUUUAAAAAGUCCAGUGUGUUAGUGUGAAAGGUAAGGCUUUGGCCUCCUCAGGGGGCCCACAGGAUUUGUGGAUUUGGAGCAUCUUGAAGACUAGCAGGCAAAGCGCUCCCUACGCCUUGCAAGCCAUGGUUAACCCACUAGUCCAAGCCCUGCUAUAUUGUGACAUUAAUGUACCGUACCAGCACAAUCAAGACAUCUGUACCUCUUAUUACAUGCAGGGUGUUCCAAUUUCUGUCCAUGCCCAUGGAACAGGGUAUUGCAACCAUGGCUGUAGAUACUUUGUAUAUGUUUGUAUAUAAACACAAUACGGCAUGCUGGGAGCUCCUGGUUUUAUAUGUGGGGGGCAGUAAGAGGUUUUUGGGGGAGUGGGGUGGUAAUUUUGUAGGGAUGUUUUACAAGACGCUUGUCCAGCAGGCCCCUCAGGGCAGUGUUUGAAGCCAGGAUAAAACUGCAGCAGCAGCAUGACAGUGGGGGAAAGAAAACAUAAAACAAGGGGACCCACAAAUACUAAAGCUGUGACACACCUUUGGCCAGAAUAAAUCUUUUAUCCCCCACAAAA
Molecule: messenger RNA, 4867 nt
Organism: Dermochelys coriacea (leatherback sea turtle)
Lineage: Eukaryota; Metazoa; Chordata; Testudines; Dermochelyidae
Product: trichohyalin-like
Exons: 17
Coding region: 556-2577 (673 amino acids)
Source: RefSeq, a predicted model, not a curated record